AUGGCUGCAGACAUUUUAGGCAGUAGCUGGGAAUAUAUUGUUAAGCAGCAGCAGGAUAAAAAUGCUUGUGUCAUUUUUCAGGGUGAAAUUGGAUUGCUGGGUUUAAGGGGGCCAAAAGGGAGAAAGGGAGACAUUGGACGUCCAGGGCAAAGGGGCCGCCCUGGCGCUCCAGGUUCUCCAGGGAAACCAGGACUUCCAGGAUUUCCUGGUCCCCAAGGGCCCAAAGGAGAAAAGGGAGAGCCAGGACUCAUGGGUUUACCAGGGCUGCGAGGUCCACCAGGAACAAAGGGUUUACCUGGUUACAAAGGUGACAAGGGAGACCGUGGGGACCGUGGCCCAGUGGGACCAAAAGGAGAUAAGGGUUCAAUUGGUUUGCCAGGGAUGCUUGGACAGAAGGGUGAGGUGGGCCCAAAGGGAGAGCCUGGUGUUUCAGGGAAGAGAGGACCAGCUGGAAGACCAGGGAAAAGAGGCAAACAGGGUAUGAAGGGCCAUUCAGGAGCCCCUGGAGUCAUGGGGCCCCCAGGUCCUCAAGGUCCCAAUGGUCUCCCUGGGCCCCCUGGACCUCCAGCCUCAGGUCUCUAUCUGGUGGGGGAGAAAGGGGAGAAGGGCCUGCCAGGACCACCAGGUCGCUGCAACUGUGAUUCCGCAGUCGGAACAAAUAAUGCCCCCUUCGGCAACUACUACACACAGCGACGUACCGGCAAUAAACUCACUGCAAUAUUUGUGGUGAACAAUGAAGAGGAGAUGGGCCGCCUUCAUGUAGAAAAUGCAAUUGUGUUAAGAAAAGAUAAGAGGAUGCUAUAUUUUAAGGAUAAAGAUGGCUGGAGUCCAAUACAGGUAAUUACAUUCAAUUCUACCGAGACCAUCCCAGAGAGAGUUGGUGUAUGUGGGGAUGGGAAGGUUCAGGUCCAGCAUGGGGAGGAGUGCGAUGAUGGGAACCAGAUCGUCACUGAUGCUUGUCUCAACUGUAAGUGGGCUUACUGUGGAGAUGGAUACCGACAUGAGGGAAUAGAAGAGUGUGAUGGAAAGGAUUUUGGUUAUCAGACCUGCAAAUCCUAUCUUCCUGGGUCCUUUGGGCAGCUUCAGUGCACUGAGUCGUGCUUCAUUGAUUCUACUGGCUGCAAGUACUUCACCUGAAUACAGAAGGCCUCUCAGAACGCAAAAAAUUGUUAUUCAGAUUUUAUCUGAAGUAUCAAAACUUUGAAAAAAAGGGGUGCACUGAAAGACUGCACUGAAGCAAAGUUGUGUCUGCUCUAAGCCAUGAGACGUCAUGGAAGUUAGUGUUUUUGUUUUUUUACAUCCCCUGCAGUUCCCUCUCCUGUCCCACUGAGGUUUAGUCCUGAACGUGCCUCAGAGAACAGCUCCCUUGGCUGCAGCACUGUUAGAGAAACAUCAGAAAAGGUGGAAACCUUUGAACGAUGCAAUGACUGGAUCAUGUUAAAUACACUGUUUAAGACUUGCAGACUGUUAAUGCAGAAAUAAGCUAUGUGCUCCUUCAUACAACACUUUUUAAAAAAAUGUUGCAAUGUAUUUAAAUUAUGAAAACCCAAGGCAUCUGAUGAGGGACCUUACUCCUGUGCAAUGUAUGACAAAAUAUGUAUUAAUGAUGCGCAAUGUUGGUUUUGCAUGCAUAUAUGUAUAUAAGUGCACAAUAGACUGCUUUAUCUGUUAAAUGCUGUCACCAAAAAAUAUCCCUCUAGCAAAGAAGUUGCAAAUAAUCCGACAGAAAACAUGAAUGUCUUACUGCAAAAAAAAUGCAAAUAACAUGUGGUUAUUGAAGCAGCAUGAGGUAUGAAUGCAUAAGUGUAUAUUUAAUAAAGUAAUAUCAGUAAAAAGUUGGUCUUCAUAUGAAAAUCAGAUGAAGGGGUGUGGGUGGGGCUUGUGCAGGAAAGCAGCCGAUCAAGGAAAAGAGUCUUGCAGCUUGUAUACUAAAUUAUCUUUUAAAUAUCCAUGAAACCCUUGUUAUCCAUGAAAGAGUUUCUUGUAAAUUAGUUUCUUUUACCUGGGUCCUAUUUCACAAAAGUUGAAUAAAAAAAUUCCAGCAUAAGAGAUAAAGCAGAACUCGACCUCUAGCCUGAUCAGUGCAUCCUGGCUCCAUUCGUUCCAAAGGCCAAGCCAAGCUCCACAGGUGCAGCUGCCUCAAGCCAGGUGUGAGUAAUCAAGCCAAGGGUCUGCAGUUUUCUUGAGGUGGAUCACAGAUUAAUUAAUUCAAUAAACAAAAGCAGAUCAACUAAACAGCCUAAAUUCCCUAAUCACUUCUCUUGACUGAGAAUGUCAUUAUUAAAGGUGUAACUGCUUCUCAAAAUAACAAAUAACCUAAAAAUGAACAAUGGAAACCAAUACGGUAACGCAUGUGUUUCUCAUGGUUUUUAGAUUUAUA
Messenger RNA from Cyprinodon variegatus (sheepshead minnow), 2380 nucleotides. RefSeq names its product acetylcholinesterase collagenic tail peptide-like. The coding region runs from base 1 to 1137 and encodes 378 amino acids. The record is from RefSeq and is a predicted model, not a curated record. Lineage: Eukaryota; Metazoa; Chordata; Actinopteri; Cyprinodontiformes; Cyprinodontidae. The transcript is spliced from 15 exons.